AAUGGCGCCCGGCUCUCACUCAGCCCCUGGGGCCGGUCUGUGAUUGGAGGGAAACCCCGUGCCGAGCGCCACUGACCCCCACGAGAAUCAGCUGUGCGCAGCAGUUAGCCAGCUUUCGCUUAACAACAGCAUCCUUCAUCCAUCACUCUCAUCCAGCUCUGAGCAGCCAUGGACAUAAUGGAACUAGUGCAGAAGGCCAAGCUUGCCGAGCAGGCCGAGCGUUAUGAUGACAUGGCUGCUGCCAUGAAGGCGGUGACGGAGGGCGGCAUCGAGCUUUCGAAUGAGGAGCGCAACCUGCUCUCGGUGGCCUACAAGAACGUAGUGGGCGCACGCCGCUCCUCCUGGAGGGUCGUCUCCAGCAUCGAGCAAAAGACCGAAGGCAGCGAGAAGAAGCAGCAGAUGGCCAAGGAGUAUCGUGAGAAGAUCGAGAAGGAGCUGAAGGAGAUCUGCAACGACGUGCUGGUUCUUCUGGACAAAUACCUGAUCCCGAAGGCAACCCCAGCCGAAAGUAGAGUCUUCUACCUGAAAAUGAAAGGCGAUUACUACCGCUACUUAGCCGAGGUAGCCGUGGGAGACGAGAAGCACUCCAUCAUCAUGAACUCACAAGACGCCUACAGUGACGCUUUUGAGAUCAGCAAGGCCGAGAUGCAGCCUACACACCCGAUCCGUCUGGGCCUGGCACUGAACUUCUCUGUCUUCUACUACGAAAUCCUCAACUCUCAGGAGCAGGCCUGCAAGCUAGCCAAAACGGCUUUUGAUGAGGCCAUUGCAGAACUUGAUUCACUCAAUGAAGAAUCUUACAAAGACAGCACGCUGAUCAUGCAGCUGCUGCGAGACAACCUGACACUGUGGACCUCAGACAACCAGGGCGACACCGAGGACGCCGAGGAAGGAAGAGAAAACUGAUCCUGCUGUCCGUCCGUCCUUCCACUGACAUCUGGCUUACAUCAUCCCAUCCACACUGAGAAUACCACAUCAUCCAGCUUCUGCCUCCUUUAGUUCGUCCUUUCUUUCUUCCUUCCUUUCUUCUUCGCUUGUUUUCCUUGUCACGGUCAUUAAUCCACCCAGGGAUCUGUCUGUAGGGAGGUAGGGGUAAAGGGAGGGAGGUUGAGGGGAGCUUUUUUUUGUGGGGGAAGGGAGAAGGUAGGGAGUGUCACUUGUCUGCUAGUGAGCUCAUUAGUGUCUGUGUGUAGGCGAGGGCAAGUUCUCAACUCCAAGUUCUGUCUUUUACAUUUGUAUAUCCUGUACAUCCAUUGGUCCCGGAGUUGGAGUGUUUGCCAUACUCAUUAUGCACAGCUGCAAUUUUUUAUAAGCGUUCUUUAAAAAAAAAAAAAAAAAAGAAA
This is a messenger RNA of Hemibagrus wyckioides, 1343 nucleotides long. It is a transcript of the gene ywhabl, whose product is annotated as tyrosine 3-monooxygenase/tryptophan 5-monooxygenase activation protein, beta polypeptide like. The record is from RefSeq and is a predicted model, not a curated record. Gene Ontology annotation, cellular component: cytoplasm. Bases 169 to 906 code for a protein of 245 amino acids. Gene Ontology annotation, biological process: signal transduction. NCBI's taxonomy places the organism in Eukaryota, Metazoa, Chordata, Actinopteri, Siluriformes, Bagridae. The transcript has 6 exons.